CAACUGAAUCUGGGUAGUUAGAGAGGGGAUUCCAACCGGGUAUGUAGCAGGUUUUAAGAUGUGAGGGAUUUUUCCCAGGUUUUUCUCUUUCUCUCUCAAAAAACAACUUCAUUGCCAUUGAUGGCUUCCCGGUCUUUUGUAUAGUGGCUAGAACAUCCCUGCACACAGAUGGUUCCCUGACCAGGAAACCCAAAACAUCGGAGGGUGCCUCAGUUUGCCCGUCUGAACAAAUUAUUUGUUUAAGUGGGCAGACUAGGACUCUCAUUAUGCUUCUAAAGAACGUGGGUAUUGAGAGAGAAGUGAGAAAGCCUGUGCAGAGCAGGAAACAGUGAACCUUUCCCAGCCAAGAAGAACAACAUUCGAAACAUAUGAUGGAAGAAGUUCGUAAAGGCUCACUGGAUUAUGUAUCCCGAACUAAGGAAAUUUUGAGAUUGGAGCAGGCAAAACAGACUCUUGAAAACCUGAACUCGGAUCUUGAAAAAGACAUGCAAAACCUAGAUGAGGCAAACCAGUCCCUUCUUGUCCAAAUCCGAGAAAAAGAACUCAAGAUUCAAAGUCUAGAAAAAGAGAUCACCAAGUCAAUAGACUUAGCUGGGGAGAGAGAUGAGAUUAACCGCACCGCAUCUGAGAGGGAAGAUGCACUGAAAGACCUGGAAUUGGAGACCACAAAAUUGGAAAAGAGUAAUGAGAUACUAGCUAAGAGUGUGAAUGAGCUACGGAUAAAGCUUUCCAGGAAACCACCACAGAAGAUUGAAGUUGAGAAAGAAUCCCUAAAACAGAUGUUGGAUGAAUCAAAGGAGAAAUUACAAAAAGCCACAGCCUUUUGUGCAGAACAGGAAAAGGAACUGGCUAAGGUAACAUCUGAAUACCAAUCUGUGAAUCAACUCUGUGAUGAUCAGGCCCGCUACAUAAAGAAAUACCAGGAAAUCUUGAGGCUGAUGGAGGAGGAUAGGGAGAUAUUGCUCCUUGAAACAGAAGUAAACAAAGCCCAAAGCUUAUAUAAUCAAACUGGGAAACCACCUUUAAUUCUGGCAGAGGUUAUGGAAGAAAAGUUGUUUAAAGAAUGGCAAAGACAUUUGUGGUUCAGUAUUUCCCUGCUUAUCUUCUUGAUGAUCCUGUUCCUCACCAGGGUGCUGAGCUUCGGGUUUUUGUAUCUUCAUUUCAUAAAUCCAGAUUUUCUCCUGAACAAUCUGCCCAAGAUAAUGGACAGAAACACCUUGUGGAGGCUGAGAGGCUUUCUACUUCCAUCUCUCAAUCUCCGUGUAGAAGACUUUUUGCCACACUAGUAUAAGAUCAGGGCAUUCCUCCUAAAAGGUCCCACGUCUCUUCCAAGUGUACAAAAAGGAAGUGACAAGCAGUCACCCAGGCUUUGGGGAGAAUGGAGGGGCCACAAGAGUGGACACUAAGCAUUCUCUGGGUCCGAGUUGUUCCCAGUGCCCUCUCCUCUGCAAUCUGUAGACAUCAUUUUCUUCUGAUUCCCUUUAUGAUUUCUCUCUUCUAAUAAAGACUACAAUCAUUUAAAACA
This is a messenger RNA of Monodelphis domestica (gray short-tailed opossum), 1525 nucleotides long. RefSeq names its product transmembrane and coiled-coil domain-containing protein 5B-like. The record is from RefSeq and is a predicted model, not a curated record. NCBI's taxonomy places the organism in Eukaryota, Metazoa, Chordata, Mammalia, Didelphimorphia, Didelphidae.